AUGGCGGAGCUAUUUGAGUCCUACGCAUCGGACUUCGCGCAGCUGCGAAAGUCGAUUGAGAGCCGCCUGGCUAUCGACUUCUCGAGUGUCUCGAGCGAGACGCGGCGCUCGGCCUUACGUCAUGCUGAUGCUGAGGCAGAAGAGGCCGGCGAGCUUGUGUCGCAGAUGGAAAUCGAGGUCCAGGCUUUCCCCAGCAGCGUGCGUGACCGGUAUACCGACGAGCUACGUGCUCUCAAGUCAAGUCUUGAAAAGCUACAACGGGAUAUCCGUGCGAAGCAGCGCCCCGCCUCAGGCCUCGGCGCCAGUGGCCUCCCGUUGGACGAAUACCGCGACAACGACCCGGAAAUGGGCGUCGAUGACGCGCAGCGUCAGCGCCUGCUGAAGGGCUCUGACAUUCUCGAGCGUGGAACGCAGCGCCUGGCUGAGUCCACGCGCCUGGCACUCGAUACUGAGGAUGUCGGCGCAAAUAUCCUACAGGAUCUGCGGCGCCAGCGCGAGCAGAUUGAGCAUAGUCGCGAUACGUGGCUGAUGUUCCAGCUCCAUGGGGCCGACGCGCAUAUCGACCGCUCUACGCGCACCCUUCGACAAAUGAUUCGCCGGUACGUUUCCUAUCGGCCACUGACAUGCAGGGCUCAACAGCAGAAGCUGGUGACAACAGGUAUCAUCGUCGUGCUGGUCCUGCUUAUCUUGCUCAUCCUCUACUCCAAGCUGUUUUAG
Messenger RNA from Malassezia sympodialis ATCC 42132, 717 nucleotides. RefSeq lists its product as uncharacterized. The coding region runs from base 1 to 717 and encodes 238 amino acids. Gene Ontology annotation, cellular component: endoplasmic reticulum membrane; SNARE complex; late endosome membrane. NCBI's taxonomy places the organism in Eukaryota, Fungi, Basidiomycota, Malasseziomycetes, Malasseziales, Malasseziaceae. The transcript has 3 exons. Gene Ontology annotation, molecular function: SNARE binding; SNAP receptor activity. The record is from RefSeq and is a predicted model, not a curated record. Gene Ontology annotation, biological process: intracellular protein transport; macroautophagy; intra-Golgi vesicle-mediated transport.